Molecule: messenger RNA, 333 nt
Organism: Porites evermanni
Lineage: Eukaryota; Metazoa; Cnidaria; Anthozoa; Scleractinia; Poritidae
Source: the annotation of a GenBank genome assembly
AUGUUACCUAAAGAGUAUCAAGACAUGAAAUCCACUAACAGUUCGCGGAUCAGCAGGUUGUGCUUAAAACUGCUACAUCAGUUUCCUUUUGCAUAUGCAAGUCUAAAUUCUAGCAGCAUUUCUAACGUCGAAUCAGCCCUUGAGGAGAAUGAUACAGUGACAUCAGUUUGGGCAGAGUUUGAUAACAUAGCUCGAAAGCACAGUGAAAACUUGAAGAUCAGCCAUAUUAAUCCUAACAGCGUUGGUGGCUUCAAAUUCUAUGAAAUAAAAUCUUGGCUACUCUCUAGUAGAUUUGACAUUUUAGUUAUUUAUGAGACCAAGAUUGAUGCAAGU